AUGUCGAUCAAACGUGCUCUCUCCAAGAUUAAAACGUCCAGAACGUCCACCGGAGAGGAUGGUCACAGUAGCCCCUCCGUGUCCCUCUCCCCGCGUCGCACCAUCUUCAGCAACAUCCUGCGCGAUCGCGACUAUGUUUCGUCCUCCGAUGAUGUAUCGGACGACUCCUCUGCCACGGGGGGAAUGAGCAAAAACCAACAGAAGCGCCUGGCCCGGAAACAGCGCAAGGAGAGUUCGCGCCUCAGUGAGGAACGUCAUUCAGAGGAUUCGGACAUGCGUCAUAAGGAGGAGAUUGCUACUGCCGCCCGCGAAGAGACCGCCGAGAUGAAGGCUCGAUAUGGCGAACUACCCCUCAUGCAGUCCCGAACCCGUACUCAUGAGCUACGUACUAAUUUCACGGACAUUUCUGCCUCUCUGGUUGGCCAGGAAGUCUAUUUCACGGCCCGUCUGCACAUCAUCCGUCGCAUGAGCGCCAAGUUGGUCUUCUUGGUCUUCCGCCAGCAAUUGUUCACCUUCCAGGGCGUCCUGCAUGAUGAACCAGGCGUGGUUUCCCUAGCAAUGGUUCAUUGGGCCGAACAUCUUCGCUUGGGCAGCAUUGUUCGGGUUCGGGGCGUUGUUCAGGCCCCUCAGGUCCCCGUCUUGGGCUGCACCAUUCAUGAUGUUGAAGUUGCUAUCAAGGAGCUGCAUCUCGUUGUCCGUCGCGAGGAGCCUGUUCCCUUCAGUGUCUACGAGGCUGAAAUUCAGACUGCCGAGGAAGAACGUGUGGAGGGGCGACACAGCCGCAUUCCCGAUAGAACCCGUCUCGUUAACCGUCUGCUUGACUUGCGUACCCCCACCUCUCAAUCCAUUUUCCGAAUCCAGUCCGCCAUCGGAAACCUCUUCCGUACCGCCCUCGACGAACAGAACUUCAUUGAGAUCCACACCCCCAAGUUGCAAGGUUCCGCCACGGAGUCUGGCGCCAGUGUCUUUCAUGUUCAAUACUUCGGUCGGGAUGCUUUCCUGGCUCAGAGUCCGCAAUUGGCUAAGCAAAUGGCCAUCGCGGCCGACUUUGGUCGAGUCUAUGAGAUCGGUGCUGUCUUCCGUGCGGAGAACUCGAACACUCACCGCCACCUGACUGAAUACACGGGCUUGGACAUUGAGAUGGCUAUUGAGGAGCACUACCAUGAGAUGCUCGAGGUGUUGGACUCGGUCAUCAAGAACAUUUUGGAAGGUGUCUACCGCCGCUUCCGGCGCGAAGUUGACACCAUCAAGCACCAAUUCCCGUCCGAAGAUGUCGUCUGGCUGGAGAAAACCCCGAUUCUCCGAUUCUCUGACGGCAUCAAGAUGCUGAACGACUCGGGCUGGCGGGAUGAAGACGGUAACCCAUUGCCUGAGGACGAGGAUCUGAGCACCCGCGAUGAGAUUCGCCUGGGCGAGCUCGUGAAGGAGAAGUACGGCACUGAUUACUACAUCCUCGACAAAUUCCCCGUCAAUGCUCGUCCUUUCUACACCAUGCCUGAUCCUGAGGACAGCCGGUUCACCAACUCCUUCGAUAUCUUCAUUCGUGGCCAGGAAAUCGUCUCCGGUGGUCAGCGUAUCCACGACCCACACAUGCUGGAGGAGAACAUGAAGCGCGUGGGCAUUCAACCAGACACUAUGGAGGAAUAUAUGGAAGGUUUCCGCUGGGGAGCUCCCCCUCAUGCGGGUGCUGGCGUUGGUCUUGAGCGCCUGCUGAUGCUAUUGCUGAAACUGGGCAACAUCCGCUUGGCUUCCCUCUUCCAUCGUGAUCCCCGUAGCUUCCCCGCGAAGCCUCCUGUGAUGCAAUUGCGUCAUCCCGAGUCGUCUACCAUUGAACCUCCGUGGGUGCGCGACAAGAAGGGCAACGUGGCGGAAAACGAAAGCGAGCUGCAACCCAUCGAGCACCUCAUCGCCAACUACGGUGACGCUACCUCCACUUCCUGGGGUGACGAACGUUUCAAGAUCUGGCGUGACAUGAGUACCGGAGCCGCCAUUGCCUAUGUCGUAAGCACGAGCAACUAUGUGGUCAUUCCUGGAAAUCCCCUCUGUGACACCCGGCAAUACCGUCAAGUGAUCAUUCAAUUUCUCCAGUGGCUACGGCGCGAGACCAAGUACAAGCCUGUCUGGCUGCUAUGCUCAGCUGAGGUUGAAGACGUGCUUGGUGAGCGUCUCGGCUGGCGCACUCUGUCCUGCAUUGCCGAGGAGCGUGUUAAUCCCUCGCGCAAUAUGGCUGCCACGGAUGGCGAGAUUGCCCGCAAGAUUCGGCGUGCAGAGAACGAAGAAGUCAAGGUGGUGGCGCUCAAGAACGGAGAAAUGGUGUCGGAUGAGGUGCGCGAGAAGAUCGACCAGCGCAUUCAGGACUGGCUGAGCAACCGCAAGGGCACCCAGGUGCACCUGUCGGAGAUUCGUCCAUGGCGUGAUCCUGAGCACCGCUGGUAUUUCUAUGCUGUCGACAAGUCGGGCACUAUCUGCGCCUUUGUGGCACUGGCCACCCUGGCGCCUGUGCACGGCAUGCAGAUCAAGUAUAGCUUUGAUUUUCCGGGCGCGCCCAAUGGAGUUAUCGAGUAUAUUGUCACCCAGGCGAUCCAGACGGCGGCUGCUGCCGGUGUCAAGUCUCUGACUUUCGGUGCUGGCGCUAUGUCCACGCUGACGCCCGGACACAACUUGAAGGGCCCCAAAAUCAAGAUGUUGCAGCACACCUACGACACGAUCGCCAAGCAAUUCGGCUUGGUCCGCAAGAGCGAGUUCCGAGCCAAGCUGGGUGCCGAGGACGAUCCGCUCUACAUCGCCUAUCCCCCGCAUGGCAUGGGCACCAAGGGUAUGCGGGCCGUGCUUCAUUUCUUUGAAGAUUAG
Molecule: messenger RNA, 2850 nt
Organism: Aspergillus uvarum CBS 121591
Lineage: Eukaryota; Fungi; Ascomycota; Eurotiomycetes; Eurotiales; Aspergillaceae
Gene: erdS
Product: aspartyl-tRNA synthetase, cytoplasmic
Exons: 1
Coding region: 1-2850 (949 amino acids)
Biological process (GO): aspartyl-tRNA aminoacylation
Cellular component (GO): cytosol; aminoacyl-tRNA synthetase multienzyme complex; cytoplasm
Molecular function (GO): ATP binding; RNA binding; aspartate-tRNA ligase activity
Source: RefSeq, a predicted model, not a curated record